AUGUUACAGUGCGCAGCAGGUGAGGACUGCUGCAGUGGCGCUUGCACCAACCUCCAGAACAAUCCCAGUAACUGUGGCACUUGUGGGAACACCUGCGCGAUAGGAUCGACCUGCUCAUCAGGCACCUGCAGAUCAUGCGCGAGCUUCCAGGCGCCGGCCACAUUCGGCGUGGGGUCCACUCCGGGUGCUGUUGCAGUGGGCGACUUCAACGAAGAUGGUCAUCUCGAUAUCGUGGUUGUGAAUAUCGACGACAAUACAGUGAGCGUCUUGCUCGGGGCUGGAUCGGGGAGCUUCCAGGCGCAGGCCCAAUUCGGCGUGGGGUACUAUCCGGGUGCUGUUACAGUGGGCGACUUCAACGGAGAUGGCUAUCUCGAUAUUGUAGCUGCGAAUUCUAGCGAUAAUACAGUGAGCGUCUUACUCGGGACUGGAUCGGGGAGCUUCCAGACGCAGGCCACAUUCGGCGUGGGGUCCUAUCCGGUUGAUGUUGCAGUAGGGGACUUCAACGGAGAUGACGAUCUCGAUAUCGUGGCUGCGAAUUCUGGCGACAAUACAGUGAGCGUCUUGCUCGGGAAGCUUUGCGUCGCUUAG
This is a messenger RNA of Penicillium waksmanii, 588 nucleotides long. RefSeq names its product FG-GAP repeat domain-containing protein. The transcript is spliced from 2 exons. The record is from RefSeq and is a predicted model, not a curated record. Bases 1 to 588 code for a protein of 195 amino acids. Lineage: Eukaryota; Fungi; Ascomycota; Eurotiomycetes; Eurotiales; Aspergillaceae.